AUGUGUGGGUCACUUCUUUCCAAGUUUAGAAAGAAAAAAAACAUUGUUUACCCAGGAAUAACUAUCUUUCCCGAGCCAGGAAAAAACAAAAGUACAAGGAGGCCCCCUAAUGAUGACUCAGCAUGUCAUGAAAACAGGGGAUUUUGGGACAAUGGAGAUCAGACAAAAGUAUCGUUUAUUGGUAUCACUCAUCAGCGCAAGAACUUGUUAAAAGAAGCGAUAUCAAGUCAGUGCGAGGCUGGUGCUGUGCGCGCAUUAGAUCGUGCAAGGCGAGUUCUGCCUGCUGUCAACUCAACAAAUGCGGCGUCUUCUCUUGCGACGAGGAAUUCCGAUCAUCUUUUGGAGAGUGCGCGAGAGAUCCUAGCAAUCCAUGGCUACAGGACGUCUUCAACUUGCAGCUCUACGCAGCCUCUGAGUUCGAUUAAUCCGACUUUUCCGGAACAAAAAACAGUAGUGGCUUUGAACAAAGAUGUAACUGAUGAAAAGACGAUCUGUCCAUCCUCAAGAGUUUCGCUGCGUUUAAGGAGACGUGUGAAAGUGGCGUCAGAAAUCACUUUGGCGGACGUGCACGAAAAAAGGCAAGCAGCAGAAGAAAGGAAGCUGAAGGAGCUAGAACACGUACGCGACCAGCUUGAGUCUAGAAUUGAACGG
Messenger RNA from Porites lobata, 651 nucleotides. The record is from the annotation of a GenBank genome assembly. Lineage: Eukaryota; Metazoa; Cnidaria; Anthozoa; Scleractinia; Poritidae.